CCAUUUCCUUUUUCUCUGUAUGACUUGUUGGAGCAAAGUCUACCAUUGUACAAUGUGCUUAGGAAGCAUGUGAGACGAACAUCAGGCCUUUCUAAGAGCCCAUUACCGCCUCCAGAUAUUCCAGUUCCUGCAAAUAAGAAGCUGCUUGCAUGGGUUGGAGAUGAGAUUCUACCUCGUGAAAGUGCCAAGGUUUCUGUCUUUGACUCAGUAGUCCAAGGAGGUGAUUCAGUCUGGGAGGGACUUCGAGUGUACAAUGGGACGAUAUUUAAGCUUGAGGAGCAUUUAGAUAGGUUGUUUGACUCAGCCAAGGCACUGGCUUUCAAGAAUGUUCCAACUCGUGACGAGGUCAAGGAAGCCAUCUUCAGAACUCUAAUUAGGAAUGGAAUGUUUGAUAAUGCGCACAUCCGACUAUCCCUUACACGGGGAAAGAAGGUCACUUCAGGCAUGAGCCCAGCAUUUAAUCUUUAUGGAUGCACCUUAAUUGUGCUUCCUGAAUGGAAACCGCCCGUCUAUGAUAACACUCAUGGCAUAACUCUGGUGACUGCUACAACACGGCGUAAUUCACCCAAUAAUUUGGAUUCAAAGAUUCACCACAAUAACCUCCUCAAUAACAUUCUAGCAAAGGUAGAAGGAAAUAAUGCGAAUGCAGAUGAUGCAAUUAUGCUUGACAAGGAUGGUUAUGUGUCAGAGACAAAUGCUACAAAUAUUUUUUUAGUGAAGAAAGGCCGUGUUUUAACUCCUCAUGCUGAUUAUUGCCUUCCUGGAAUCACUCGAGCUACUGUUAUGGACCUAGUAGUAAAAGAGAAUUUGGUCCUAGAGGAACGAAAUAUCAGUCUAUCAGAGUUCCAUACUGCAGAUGAGGUAUGGACCACCGGAACCAUGGGAGAGCUUACUCCAGUUGUCAAGAUUGAUGGACGUGAAGUUGGAGAUGGUCAAGUAGGCCCUGUGACACACAGGUUGCAAAAAGCUUAUAAAAAGUUGACAGAGGAGGCGGGAGUGCCUAUUCCAUCUUACCAAGAAUGAGAAAGCAGCUUGUAGAAGGCCGUACGAUCAUUUCUUCGGUUCCGGAUCUUCCUCCAAAGAAUGAAGAUUUCAAGGUUCCAAUUCUGUAAUGGGGAAUAAGUAGAUGUACAAGCUUGUAUGCUCUCUCUGUAUCUUAGUGAUUGGAGAGUUCAGAUGUAGGGGAUGUCAUAUUGCACCUUUGAAAUAGAUAAAUUGGAAUCCAAUGGCGAUUAGGAGUAUAAUAAUAUCUUUAACUCUAUUUAUACAUGUAAUAAUACAACACUUAAUUCUUGGAUUUUACCUUUUUGCAGGGUUUGGUAAUGGCAAAUCAAGAAUUAACAUUAGAGA
Jatropha curcas is the source of this 1350-nucleotide messenger RNA. NCBI's taxonomy places the organism in Eukaryota, Viridiplantae, Streptophyta, Magnoliopsida, Malpighiales, Euphorbiaceae. The record is from RefSeq and is a predicted model, not a curated record.